GUUGUGCUGUGUUGCAGGUCUGCCCAGUGACUGAAACACCUGCUUGCUAUGAUGUGAUGAAAGAGGCCUGCAAAUGUGACUUUGAUGAAUUUGUUAUUUUAGAACCUGGAGAGUUUAACAAUAUCACAGAAACCUGUGGAUGUUCCUGCAGCUCCUCUAAGAGUGUCACUUACAAGCCAGACUUCAAUUCUGCUGAGCUAUUAGCCAAAGAGUUGUACCGAGUAUUCCGGAAAUGCUGGAUGUUGUCAGUAGUUGAUUAUCAGCUGGCGGGUUCUCUGAAUGCAGCUGGCUCAGUAGUUGUAGAUGAAGAACGUGUCCGAAGAGACUUUGAAUCUAGCAUGGACAUAGUACAGGAAAUUAAAUUUAAGUCUAGGAUCCGAGGAACUGAAGACUGGGCGCCCCCUAGAUUUCAAAUCAUAUUUAACAUUCAUCCACCACUCAAGUAAGAGUGGGCUGUGAUGGCUCAAAGCUGGAGCUGCUGCGGUCCAGGCUUGGGGCUCAGCCCCGCUGUCCUCGCCCCGCUGUGCUCGGCAGAGUUUGUGAAGCGGCUCCGGUACUGCGAGUACCUGGGGAAGUACUUCUGCGACUGCUGCCACUCGUACGCCGAGUCCUGCGUCCCUGCGCGGAUCCUGAUGAUGUGGGACUUCAGGAAGUACUACGUCAGCAAUUUCUCCAAGCAGCUGCUGGACGGCAUAUGGCACCAGCCUAUUUUCAACUUGCUGAGCAUCAGCCAAAGCCUCUAUGCGAAAGCCAAAGAGCUGGCCAGAGUGAAGGUGAGCGGCUGCCUUCUCAGAGGCAGGAAGCCCGCGUGGCUGUCGGCAGUGUCCCGCGGCAGGAAAUUCUCUGGCAGUGCAUUAAAGGAGUUUGAGCAGGUGCCGAGACACUUGACUGAUGAGCUCCACCUGUUCUCCCUGGAGGACCUGGUCAGGAUCAAGAAAGGGCUGCUCAUGCCCUCGCUCAAGGACAUUCUGAAAGCUUCCCUCGCACACGUGGCUGGCUGUGAGCUAUGUCAAGGAAAGGGCUUUAUUUGUGAAUUUUGCCGGAGUACGACCGUCAUCUUCCCAUUUCAGACCACAAUAUGUAGAAGAUGUUCAGCAUGCAGAGCUUGCUUUCACAGACAGUGCUUCCUGUCCUCUGAGUGCCCCCGGUGUGCGAGGAUCACAGCUAGGAGAAGGCUUUUGGAAAAUUUACCCUCUGCAGCAACAUGAUGCCCCUGAGUAUCAUGAAAAAGAUUGUUCAACGUGCCUUAUGAUAACACCAAUUUGUGCCUAUCAUUGGUAACAUUGU
Molecule: messenger RNA, 1287 nt
Organism: Galeopterus variegatus (Sunda flying lemur)
Lineage: Eukaryota; Metazoa; Chordata; Mammalia; Dermoptera; Cynocephalidae
Gene: RUBCNL
Product: KIAA0226-like ortholog
Exons: 9
Biological process (GO): autophagosome-endosome fusion; autophagosome-lysosome fusion; autophagosome maturation
Cellular component (GO): autophagosome membrane; intracellular membrane-bounded organelle
Molecular function (GO): phosphatidylinositol phosphate binding
Source: RefSeq, a predicted model, not a curated record